CACCCGGUUUUCUGAACGUAUUCAAGAUUAUAAAUAAAAUGAUUGCUGCCCGUGCUGGUUUAGGUAUCAGAGGUAUGUGAGAUAUCAGACUGGAAGGAGCCAUCAAGCUGAAGCUUUGGGACCAAUUUGAGAGUCCCGAAUGAUAUCAUGUCAGAGAUGAUCGGCUUUUCCCUUACUAUCGGCCACCAUACUAACACGACCAGCCUUGUCUCGCUCUUCUCCAAUUUUGAGAUCAUCGGUUAGAUCUAUCUCUACCAAGAUCACCUCGAAGGAGUACGAACAACAGCUCUUAGUUGCCCAACGUAAAAACAGACCAACCUCCCCCCACUUGACCAUCUAUGAGCCACAAUUGACUGCCAUUAUGUCCUCCUUCCACCGUAUCACCGGUGUUGGUAUGGCUGUCGGUUUCUACGCCUUGACCUGUGGUUACGCCGUGUCUUCCGUCUUCGACUUGGGUCUCACCUCAGACGCCCUUGUUGCCUUCUUUGUCGGCUUGCCAGUGGCUCUCCAGGUCUCCGCCAAGGCCAUCGCUGCCUACCCAUUUGUCUACCACCUUGGUAAUGGUAUCAGACACAUUGUCUGGGAUUUCGGUAAGCAGUUGACCGUCAAGGGUGUCUACAGAACUGGUUACAUUGUCACCGCUUUUACCGCUGUCGUUGGUACAUACUUCGCUUUCUUCGCCUAAGUCUUGAUUUUUGCUUAUGCACACACAAACCCCAGAUAAUUCAUUUUAGUUCUAUAGCGGUACCUCUUCUGGAGUAGCGCUUUCGUUUCAUAUGCUGAGCGGUACAUAUUCGUCCUCAGCCCCCAAUUUUUUUACCUGGUUACACAUUCCAAUACACUAUUUAUUUAUACGCCC
Molecule: messenger RNA, 859 nt
Organism: Babjeviella inositovora NRRL Y-12698
Lineage: Eukaryota; Fungi; Ascomycota; Pichiomycetes; Serinales
Product: succinate dehydrogenase cytochrome b subunit SDH3
Exons: 1
Coding region: 362-685 (107 amino acids)
Biological process (GO): tricarboxylic acid cycle; mitochondrial electron transport, succinate to ubiquinone
Cellular component (GO): membrane
Molecular function (GO): electron transfer activity; succinate dehydrogenase activity
Source: RefSeq, a predicted model, not a curated record